GGUGGCUUGGGAAAGGAUAGGGACGGCGACGGGGAUGGACGACGCGGGCGGGGGGAUCGCAGAAGCGCUGGGAAGUUCAGGGGAUCGAAGGGCGGCAGAACGAAGGGUAAACUGCGGAUUGAGAGCGGGCCGGCGAUGGAGGACAAGGGUGGAGGUGAUGGGCACGGCGGUGGGCUCGGGUCUCCCUGGCACGAUGCGAAGGAGAAGGGCAAGGGCAAGGGAAAAGGGAGAGACGCGCGGUGGGGGCGUCCGAGGUAUCAACCUGCUAGCGUGGAGGAUGUGUCCGACGAAGGAGAGGAUGGGAUGGGUUGUGAAUAUCCGAGUGUGAAUGGCAACGGGUAUGGCUAUGGGUGCCACGGAGACGGAGGCUCGAUUGAGGAGGAGUGGUGACUUCUGCUUGGAUGCGGGAGCCAGGGGUUCUGUU
Molecule: messenger RNA, 424 nt
Organism: Thermothielavioides terrestris NRRL 8126
Lineage: Eukaryota; Fungi; Ascomycota; Sordariomycetes; Sordariales; Chaetomiaceae
Exons: 1
Coding region: 136-390 (84 amino acids)
Source: RefSeq, a predicted model, not a curated record